AUGUCGCAGAUUGUCCGCGUGGCGUUAUUUGCAGUAGAAAUCAUCCUGCGAUUCUACGUGCCUCACAGCAGCGACGCCGCCAGGGAGCUGCUGCUGGCCUCGCGCACCUGCGACCCGGCGGCGGCCCGCCGCGAGUUCGCGGCCAGCCGGGCCGCCGCGGCCCUGAGCGCCGCCGCGGCCGACGACGCGGAGGACGAGGACUUCGCGGUGGGCUCCGCGGACAUGCUCACAUGGCCGUCCCAGCGCACCGUCAAUGUGAUGGCGUGCCUGCCGAAGCCAGACGGGAUCACGCGGCUCAUUGCCCUGGUCUCCACCCUCGUCCGUGUCUGGGCCUGGGCCAGGCCCCCACUUCCGCGGCAUUGGAUUCGGCAGCAUCCCAGCGAAUGUGUAUUCAGCUUGCGGCGAGGCUACUCUGCAGUGGACUCGGCUUACAGCCGCAACAUCAUGGCGGAGGUGGCCCAUCUGCUCGGCGAGUCGAGCAUCACCAGCAUCCUGGACUUGCACAAGGCCUUCAACAGCGUCCUGCCGGGGCCGCUGCCGGAGGAGGCCAGGCUCCAGCGGCUGGGUACGGAGGCCGCUCCGCGCAGCCUCAUGGACGACCUCGCCUUGCAGUGGGCUGGCGAGGACUCUGGGGCAGGUCGUCUCGCGCUCCAUCGCGCAGCCGCGGAUUUCCUCGCCGACGCCGUGCCCCUGGGCACGGAGGCGAAGGCGAGCGGGCGAGCACUCGCAGCCUCGGCCACGACGCCCACGAGUGGGGCAGGGGCCCACUCGGUCACGCUCCACCCGGCCGCGCGGCGCGACCAGUGCAUGGGCCCAAGGCUCGACCUCACGAUAUUGCCAGAGGCCAAGUGUUGCGAUGUCUGUUCGGACGGCCGCUUGCCGCUCGUGCGCCUGCAGCGCGCUUGGCGGGCCGUCGAGCGCUCCUGGCUGGACAGCAAGCCCACGCGGGCGGGCCUGCGUGGGCCUUCGGCGGCUGCCUGGAUUAGCGUCUUCAGGAUUGACUGGACGAUGCAGUCGAGCCUUAUCCUCGUCACGGGCCUGGGCGACAUGACGGAGCUGCUGCAGACGCCUCCACAGGACGCCGCCCCCCUCGUGAGGGACGGCGUCCACUGCUGGCAAGGGCGCCAGAUCCUGAGCCAUCAUGACUCGACACCAGCUGGGGCCACGCUGCGGCCACUUGCCAUGCGGCGUGUGCUGGCGUCCCCGCGGGCGGCGCUGGUUGGUGCGCGCGCGGGCCAGCUUCGCAAACUCUGGGCCAGGGCCUCCUGGGACCUGGCCAAGCGGCACGAGAUGGGCCACCUCGCAGGCCCACACUGCCAGUUCUGCCCUGGCCAGGUGCGCGAGCGCAUGAUGAACGGGGUCUCCGCUGGCCUCGGGGACCAGGGCUACGACCGUGUUGGCUUGGUGGUUGGCUUCCCACUCGUCCCCGACUUCCCUCAGCCUGCGACGGGGGCGGAGGUCCACUUCUGUGGCGACGGGAGCCUCCGCGCCAGGUGGCGAAGCACGGUGGCCUGCAGUGCAGUGGCGGCCCUGGCCACGACGGUCUGGGCCCGCGCGUCGCAGGCGCGGCUGGUCGGCGGUCCCCAUGAGCACCGAGAGCUUGCCCAUCCGUGCCAUCUGCGGCGCCUUGCCCGGGCGACGACAGGCGGUGGGCGGGCCGAGCGCCGGGCCUUCCUGGCCACUCUCUUGCUCGCGGCCCUCGCCGCGGCCGACGCCGCCGCCCACCCUGGACCGGCCCCGGCGCUCUUCCGCGGGGCCGCGGCGCCGGUGCUGCUGCUGCAGCCGCGGGCGCUCUUCGGCUCGCGCGAGGCCGCGGCCGCCGAGCGCCUGCACGCGGCGGCGGCCUCCGCGAGGGCGCGCGUGCUGCGCGCCGCGGCCGCCGCGCUGGAGGCGGAGGCGGCGGCCCGCGCCGCGGCGGAGCGGGCGCUGUUCUGGGCGCUGCUGGAGCCGCGCGGCGACCCCGAGGCCGACGACCUCGACGGCGAGGCCGUGGCGCCCGGCGCAGUGGCGCUCGCCGACGAGGCGGUGCCCCUGCGCGUCGAGCGCGCGCCGGAGGGUGGCCGACCCGGCGCGGACGACGAGGCCCUGGCAGAGCGGCUCUCGGCCUGGUCGCGGGAACGCCGGUGAGCGCCGGGGCUGCGCGAAAUCGCGCGCGCGCGCCGGGGCUCGGGGGCGGCCAACGCAGACCCCCCUCGGGCAAUGAAAGAGUCCUGGCG
Messenger RNA from Prorocentrum cordatum, 2216 nucleotides. NCBI's taxonomy places the organism in Eukaryota, Dinophyceae, Prorocentrales, Prorocentraceae. The record is from the annotation of a GenBank genome assembly.